Molecule: messenger RNA, 3168 nt
Organism: Ctenopharyngodon idella (grass carp)
Lineage: Eukaryota; Metazoa; Chordata; Actinopteri; Cypriniformes; Xenocyprididae
Gene: mpp7b
Product: MAGUK p55 scaffold protein 7b
Exons: 19
Coding region: 2-2107 (701 amino acids)
Biological process (GO): protein localization to adherens junction
Cellular component (GO): cell-cell junction; plasma membrane
Molecular function (GO): protein binding
Source: RefSeq, a predicted model, not a curated record
AAUGUUUUACAUCUGUGUAGCUGUACUCUCUGUUUAUCUCCUAAGUUUCCCUGUGGAUUUCUACAUAAAGACUGUUUCAUUUGACUCUCAUUUGGUGGUCUUCAUCUGCUGUCUUAUAUCAUCACCAAACCACAGAAUGAUGAUAAACCCAUCAUCUGGACCAGGAGGUGUGUGUAGGUUGCUCGCCUCUUUGCUUUAUGGGCUGGAGUCUCACAUGAACACCUCAGAGGAUAGCACUUUUCUACAGGACAUGCUCAUGGGCAAUACUCUGCAUCUGCUUAUCAAGGUCUAUGACAGGCUGCAGAAGUACAAAGCCCAGCAGCCCGCUCCGCUGCUGGAUAGCAUACGCGGCCUGGCUCAGGACUUGGCAGAAGAGCUGCAUGGUGUUGUCACCAGCCCAGAGACAACAGAGUUGUUAUACCUGCUCUCCAAACCUCAUGUACAGGCUUUUCUCUCAGUGCAUGACAUGGUGGCCCAGAAAGAAUUUGACCCUCGGUUGCCACCUCUGCCCCCACUGCCUGAUUACGAUGAGAAAGAGGAGGAUUCGGUCAAGAUUGUUUGCCUGGUUAAAAACCAGGAGCCACUGGGAGCCACCAUAAAGAGAGACGAGUCCACCGGAGCUAUAAUUGUAGCUCGGGUCAUGAGAGGAGGAGCUGCUGAUCGGAGUGGUCUAAUUCAUGAAGGUGACAAGCUCAAGGAAGUCAAUGGAGUUCCAGUGGAAGACAAGAACCCAGAGGAGAUCAUUCCCAUACUAGCCCAGUCAGAAGGAGCAGUGACCUUCAAAGUCAUCCCAGGCACUAAAGAAGAGCUGGAGACCAUAGAUACCAAGAUCUUUGUGAGGGCACUUUUUGACUAUGAUCCCCAAGCAGAUCCCGCUAUUCCAUGCAAAGAUGCCGGGUUGGAAUUCCAUAGAGGAGAUGUGUUACAGAUUGUAAGCCUAGAAGAUGACACCUGGUGGCAGGCCAGACAGUACGGUAACGCCAACCUCAGGGCUGGGUUGAUUCCCUCAAGACAGCUUCAGGAAAGGAGACCUGAACCCGAGAACUCAGACCCCGAGACCAUCCUCCCUCCAGCCAUGAUCGUGAGUCCCAUUCAAUGGACCAUCAACCAACAAAUCUCCGAGGCUAACUCCUCCGAGCCCGCUCCGCCGGGAGGUCCUGAGGGGCUCCUCUACAUUCCACCGGCCCAUUAUCCCGGUGACGAUGCGGUACCUCAUCCUCCCGACAUCGCUGAGGAGGAAAACAUCUACCGGGUGCGGGCAGUUCUCGACUCUCAACGACAGGGUCCAAUGCUGGAAUACCUCAUCGACUGGGAGGACUAUGGCCCAGAGGAAUCUGGUUUAAGGAGAAGUUUCCGGCUGAGCCGGAAGGACAACACGAGUCAGCAGGUGAGACAGAAGAUGGGUGAAGCACAUGCUGCUAUCCAUUUCCCUGUUUAUCAGGAGGUUUUGCCUCACCAGAGAAAGCCUGAAGAGCCGCACCGCCUUGUGCUUCUAACUGGGCCUAUAGGGGUUGGUGUGACCGAGUUGAAGAGAAGACUUCUACUCUCUGACCCAGAACACUUCAGUGUAACUGUGCCACAUACCACUCGGGAGCGGAAAAAGCAAGAAAGAGAAGGGGUGGAGUACCAUUUUGUCUCCAAACACACUUUUGAAAAAGAUAUCCUCAACCACAAAUUUUUGGAGUAUGGUGAACAUAAAGGGAACUACUAUGGUAUGAGUCUGGAUUCGGUGCGCAGGGUCAUGGCGGAGAGCAAGGUCUGCCUGUUGGAUGUGGAACCUCACACUAUAGCAGCCCUUUAUUCCUCCGAGUUUAAACCCUAUAUUGUAUUUGUGAAGCCUCCAUCAAUAGAGCGCUUAAGACUGAGCCGAAGAAAAGCAAAAGUUCUGGCAAGUCAGAAUGAGCAAACAGCCACAAAAUUCUUUACGGAGGAGGACUUCCAGGACAUGAUUACCACUGCCCAAGCCAUGGAGUAUAAAUAUGGCCACUUGUUUGAGAAAGUGAUCAUCAAUGACGAUCUGGCCAUGGCAUUCACUGAGCUGAGAGACGAACUCACAAAGAUAGAAACAGAGACUCACUGGAUCCCAAAUACAUGGGCUCAUGUCUGAGAAAGCAAUUCAUGUUCACUGAACCACUUAGACACAUGAUAACUUUUGACUGUUUUGGAUAUUUUCUGCAUAUAAAAAGGCACACCAUAUUAUUGUAAUUAUACGCUUAUAAGCAGUGUGUGCUGGCCCGUCAUGAAUCAGCUCCAUUCAUAACUGCCAAACUCAUGACAUUGCACUGAAGUUGAAACAGUUUUGUUUAUGUUGAGAAACAAGUAAUUGUAAAGAAUUUUUAUCUCCCCCUAAUUCCUACAUAAUGAUAUACAUUAUGCUAUUUUACUAAAUGAUUUCUAUACACAUAUUGCUUUGUGCACUGUUGUGGCUCAUGUUUUGACAUUAAUCACUUACAGACGGGGAUUUUCCAUUAAAAAGAUGUGUUCUUAAUUUGGUUUAAGUGAGGUGGAAUAGGACUACAGAUUUUUUUUUUUUUUCAUAAAUUGUGACUACAAGAUUGAACUCUAGAUUAGACCUCUGAAACACAUCCAGGUAGCUCUAUGUAACAAACAGUUCCAAUCCAAGUUUAGAUUUUUCCUGACAAUGAACUCAGGGCUUUACGGUGAUUUAAAUGCCUUAGAGUUCUUGAAGAUCAUUAACGUUUGCAGGUAUACAAGGUGAUCCAUGAGUCAACCCCUCGAAAGAAUCAAUCCAAAGCACCACAACUGUUUUUUUUUGUUUUUUUUUUCCCCAAACAUUGCAUUUGGAAAGGUGAGUUGACAUGGAAGUUAAGAGGAAGACAUUUUCUCAAGAUGACCUUAGUUGUUUCUGCAGAAGCCAGAAGAGGAAGGGGACGUUUAUUUUCACCAGCACUCAGUAUAUUAAAGUAGAAUUAAAGAGUAACGGGAGAGUUCCUGGGGUUACCUUGGAUCGCUGCCUAGUCAGCAUGAGGGAUAGACUUCCACACAUACCUGCCUUUACCUUCCAGUGAAGCCGGAAUGAAAGGAAGCUUGAAUUGGAGAAGCAGAUUUUAGAUGCAGUAUAUGGCAUAUCAGAAUCUUUUUAAAAGAACUGACAAAUUAUGAUUAGUAAAUAUAGUAAAUUAGUAAAUGAUUAGUAAAUAUAGUAAA